ACAAAACAAAACAAAACAACUCUCUCUCUCUCUCUCUCUCUCUCUCUCAAGCAAGAGAGCAGCUAUGGCUGCUCCUACAACCCCAAAUGAAGAAAAUGAGUUCAGAAGAGGGCCAUGGACUCUUGAGGAAGACAAUCUGCUUAUACAUUACAUCGUGAACCACGGCGAAGGCCAUUGGAAUUCUGUAGCAAAACUUGCAGGAUUGAAGAGGACCGGAAAAAGCUGCAGAUUGAGAUGGCUAAAUUACUUAAAACCCGACAUUAAGCGCGGGAACCUUACUCCGCAAGAACAGCUCAUGAUCCUUGAACUCCACUCCAAGUGGGGUAACAGGUGGUCUAAAAUUGCGCAGCAUUUGCCGGGAAGAACAGACAAUGAGAUAAAGAACUAUUGGAGAACAAGGGUGCAAAAACAGGCGCGCCAACUGAACAUCGAGUCGAACAGCGAGCAAUUUCUCGAUGCAGUUCGGGGUUUCUGGGUGCCGACUCUGCUGCAAAAAAUGGAGCAAUCUUCUUCUUCUUGUUCUUCAACCUUGAGCACUUCUCAGAACUCCGCAUCUCCUUGUCUGUCACCAAAUCACGCAGCUCCUUCCGUGCCACUCUCAACCUCUCCACCUAGCAAUGCGACAAACGUGUUGGACAAUUAUCACAUUAGUGGAAAUUCCAAUCUUGCCACCGUCCCAAGUAAUAUCCUUUCGGCGGAUUCUUUUGUUUCACACGUGCCUCAAAUGGCAGAACCGUCCACGAGUUUUCCCCCUGCAUAUUACCGACUUGGCUACAGCAGCUUAAGUCCAGAUGGCAGUCACUACGUGGACAGCAGUAGCUAUGACGUGGAGGGUCUCAGCCUGGACCCUGUUUCGGCAAUGGGCAAUCUUGGCAAUUCACAGUUUGAUUGCCAGAUGGGGGGAAAUGAUUGGAUGUUGGACAAUGUGACUGACAGUUUAUGGAACAUGGAUGGGCCGUGACAACCUAGAAAGUUAGAAGAUUUUCAGGGGAUUAUUCUGAGUUGAAGAUGUUAAGGGGUUAUGGGAUGUAUGGUUGUUCACAAACUGUAUUUUCUACAAGUAAUGUAAUUUGAUGCUGUUUGAACCUUA
Messenger RNA from Malus domestica (apple), 1090 nucleotides. RefSeq names its product transcription factor MYB21 (gene MYB7). Gene Ontology annotation, cellular component: nucleus. The record is from RefSeq and is marked provisional. Gene Ontology annotation, molecular function: DNA-binding transcription factor activity; sequence-specific DNA binding. Gene Ontology annotation, biological process: regulation of DNA-templated transcription. Lineage: Eukaryota; Viridiplantae; Streptophyta; Magnoliopsida; Rosales; Rosaceae.